Molecule: messenger RNA, 682 nt
Organism: Hordeum vulgare subsp. vulgare (domesticated barley)
Lineage: Eukaryota; Viridiplantae; Streptophyta; Magnoliopsida; Poales; Poaceae
Exons: 4
Coding region: 1-555 (184 amino acids)
Biological process (GO): endoplasmic reticulum unfolded protein response
Cellular component (GO): endoplasmic reticulum
Source: RefSeq, a predicted model, not a curated record
AUGCCCUUCCACCGCUGGAGGGACGAUGACAACGACACGAACGACGACAAUAGUAUGGCAAGGCAGGGUGGCCAUGCGUACGAGGUGACCGUCUGUAUAUAUCCGGAAACAGAAACUGAAGCCGUCAGCCGGUACAUUUGGGCCGGUAGGGUCCAAUCCAGCAGGCCCAGAAAGGAAAGCUUCGGGAGCUUUGCUCGUCGUGAGGGGAUCCUUUUACAAACCCCCCCGUCUUUCGCCCUUGAUCCCGCAUCCGGCAUCUCCCACUUCUCCGGCACUUGCCCCGAUCCCGCGGACGCCGUCCGCUGCCUGCAUCGUCUCAGGCGAGCUCCCCUGCCCCGCCAAGCAAGGAUGACUACUUCAAGGCGUCUUGCUGACAGGAAGAGUGCGAAGUUUCAGAAGAACAUCACAAAGAGGGGCUCAGUGCCUGAAACUACUGUGAAGAAGGGGAAUGACUAUCCUGUCGGACCUAUCGUGCUUGGAUUCUUCAUCUUUGUGGUCAUAGGAUCAUCCUUGUUUCAGAUUAUCAGGACGGCUACUAGCGGUGGGAUGGCUUAAUAUCGAGCUAAAACAAGACUAUUGUUAUCAGAGAUUUAUUAUCCAUGUGUUUGGGAGGCAAUGUCAUAUCUGUACUCUGUAGCAAACUUUGACCCCGAUGAUGUUAUGUGAGAUUUAAAUCUUGUGC